This is a messenger RNA of Onychomys torridus (southern grasshopper mouse), 1287 nucleotides long. Its product is annotated as pyrethroid hydrolase Ces2e-like. Gene Ontology annotation, cellular component: intracellular membrane-bounded organelle. The coding region runs from base 1 to 1287 and encodes 428 amino acids. Gene Ontology annotation, molecular function: carboxylic ester hydrolase activity. The transcript is spliced from 9 exons. The record is from RefSeq and is a predicted model, not a curated record. Lineage: Eukaryota; Metazoa; Chordata; Mammalia; Rodentia; Cricetidae.
AUGCCACUGAAUCAACUUCAUAGCUGGCUGAAUGCCGUGGUCUUUGGGCUCCUGCUCCUCCUCCUCCAUGUGCAGGGUCAGGACUCAUCAGAGGCCAGCCCCAUCAGAAACACACACACAGGCCAGGUUCGAGGCAGCCUUGUCCAUGUGAAAGACACCAAAGUUGGUGUUCACAGAUUCCUGGGAAUUCCCUUUACCAUGCCACCUGUAGGACCACUGUGCUUUGUACCUCCUGAAGACCCUUUGCCAUGGAGUGGUGUGAGAGAUGGGACCUCAUAUCCAGCCAUUUGCCUGCAAAAUGUUGAUAUGAUGAAUUCAGAGAGGCUGAAGAAGCUAAAAAUGAUGAUGCCUCCCAUCUCUCUGUCUGAGGACUGCCUGCAUCUCAACAUCUACACUCCAUCACAUGCCCAUGAGGGUUCUAACCUGCCUGUAAUGGUGUGGAUCCAUGGUGGUGUACUGGUUGUAGGAACGGCUUCCAUGUAUGAUGCAUCCAUGCUGACAGCCAUUGAGGAUGUGGUGGUUGUCACUAUCCAGUACCGCCUGAGUGUCCUGGGCUUCUUCAGCACUGGAGACCAGCAUGCCAGAGGCAACUGGGGCUACCUGAACCAAGUGGCUGCCCUACGCUGGGUCCAGGAGAACAUCACCCACUUUGGAGGAAACCCUGACCUUGUCACCAUUUCGGGUGAGUCAGCAGGUGGCACAAGUGUGUCUUCAUUUGUUUUGUCCCUCAUGUCCAAAGGACUCUUCCACAGAGCCAUCAUGGAGAGUGGAGUAGCCGUGUUGCCUGGUCUCAUCUCCAGCUCUUCUGAGGUGGUUUACCAAGUGGUUGCCAACCUAUCUGGAUUUGAAGCCAUGGACUCAGAGCCCCUGGUUCACUGUCUGAGAGAAAGUUCCUAUGUUCCUGUCUACUUCUAUGAGUUCCAACAUCAACCCAGCUUCCUCAAGAAUAGCAGGCCACCCCACAUGAAGGCUGACCAUGGUCAUGAAGUUCCCUUUGUCUUUGGGCCUUUCUUCUUUGGCAUGAAAACUGAUCUCACUGAGGAGGAGGAGCUACUAAACAAGAGGAUGAUGAAGUACUGGGCCAACUUUGCAAGACAUGGGCACCCCAACAGUGAGGGUCUACCCUACUGGCCUAGGUUGGACCAUGAUGAGCAGUACCUGGAGCUGGAUAUCAAGCCUACUGUGGGCUGCGCCCUGAAGGCCAGAAGUCUGCAUUUCUGGACCAAGACUCUACCACAGAAGAUCCAGGAGAUACAGGGGACUCAGGACAAUCACACAGAGCUUUAG